ACGAUGCGGACAUUGCGCGCCCUGUCCCUCCUCAGACCUCGACCUCAAGGGCCCCUGUCUUGUCUCGCAGCCUCUACGUGGAGGCAGCUGCAUUCAAAGUAACUUGACUCGGAUCCUCGCGUGUCGUGCUCAGCUGAGGACAACCAAGAACUAUGGCACCCCCGCUCGCCUUCCGUCUGUCUCGUGGAAUCGAGGCAACCAGUCAACCUCCAAUUCCACAGGCCUUUGAAUGGGCAGAGGCGUAUGUCGCGACGCCCGAACGGCCCUUGCUCAACAUGUCCCAGGGCGUACCAGGUAUCCCUCCCCCGCAAGAAGUGCUCGAUGCAUUAGGGGCCGCCUCGUCAGAUCCGACGAAAUGCGGCUACGUACCCAAUGAGGGAGAGCCAGCUCUGCGAAAGGCUUCCGUUGAGGAGAUGAAGUACAGAUACGGCGAGGACAUUGAUGUCACUCCGGGCGACAUCGCUAUCACCGCAGGGUGCAACCUGGCGUUUGUUUCAAUAGCUAUGACUCUGGCCGAUGCGGGAGACGAGAUGAUUCUGCCGUUACCUUGGUACUUCAAUCAUGAGAUGACUUUGACAACUCUCAACAUCAAACCGGUACUUCUACCUACACGACCGGAAGAUGGUUUCAUGCCAUCCAUUCCAGUUUGUGAGUCGUUGAUCACUCCGAAGACCAAGGCGAUUGUUCUGGUCACACCAAACAACCCUACUGGUUGUGUAUACCCUUCAUCCCUCAUUACAGACUUUGCCAAGCUCGCCCGCAAGCACAACAUUGCCCUAGUGAUUGACGAGACCUACCGUGACUUCGUCACUACCGGACCUCCCCACGACCUCUUCAAGCCCUUCUCCAUCCCCGACUGGGACUGGCGCUCUACGUUCAUCCACCUCUAUUCCUUCUCCAAGGCAUACUGCAUCCCAGGCCACCGCCUCGGCCUCCUCUGCGCCUCCCCCGCCCUCAUCCCGCACGUCAACGCCGCGCUCGACUCGCUCCAAAUCUGCGCGCCCCGGCCCCCGCAAGUCGCGCUCGCCCCGCUGCUCCCCUCGCUCCGCCCCUUCGUCGACGCGACCGCGCGUGCGGUCGAACACCGCCACCAGCUCUUCCGGCAGGUGCUCCCCGCGCACUGGCAGAUCGGCAGCCAGGGCGGGUACUACGCGUUCGUGAAGCACCCGUUCAAGGGCGUGCACGCGAACACGGUGUGCAAGCGGCUCGCACAGGAGCUCGGCGUCGUCGUCCUGCCCGCUGGGUUCUUCGGGCCGAACCAGCAGCCCAGAUCGGGGGAGGAGCCGGAGAGGUGGAUACGCUUCUCGGUCGCGAAUGUGGACGACGAGAAGGUGAAGCUUGUGUGCGAGCGGUUGAAAGAGAGCGAAAGCGUCUUUGGAUGGGAGGUUGAGGCUUGAUUCUGGGUUGAUCAACUGUUCGGCUCGGAGGCAUGAAGAUCUGGGCGAUAUGUAUCCAUAGAGUGUUGGAUCCUAGAGUUACCGCCGUGAUGGCGCAACAGAUGUUACACAUAUUUGGGCUGCCGCGUGUUCGCAUGGUAUAGAGCGGUUGACAGAAUUUCAGCGAGCAU
Molecule: messenger RNA, 1567 nt
Organism: Rhodofomes roseus
Lineage: Eukaryota; Fungi; Basidiomycota; Agaricomycetes; Polyporales; Fomitopsidaceae
Product: pyridoxal phosphate-dependent transferase
Exons: 6
Coding region: 153-1397 (414 amino acids)
Biological process (GO): biosynthetic process
Molecular function (GO): pyridoxal phosphate binding
Source: RefSeq, a predicted model, not a curated record